AUGGCGUUCGCCAGACAGUUGCUGUUACCAAGACACAAACGUGGACUUCAGUUCACAUGGACUCGCCACAUCUUCUCCAGCUCUGUUGUGCGUCAUGAACGUUUGAACGAGGUACUGCCUCCACUGGAGUGCUUCACAAAGAGACACAUUGGACCCUCAGAGCAAGAGACUGGGGAAAUGCUCAGGGCCUGUGGAGUAGAGUCAAUGGAUGAGCUGAUUUCCAAGACAGUACCAGAGAAUAUCAGACUCAACCGACUUCUCAAGCUGGACACACCACUAUCUGAACUAGAGCUUCACAAACGAGUGGAGAAAUUGGCCUCCAAGAACACUCUUCAUCGGUCGUACAUUGGCCUUGGUUACCAUGACACCAUCAUGCCAGCAGUCAUCAAGAGAAACAUACUAGAGAACCCUGGAUGGAUCACACAGUACACACCCUACCAGCCCGAGAUGUCCCAGGGUCGACUGGAGAGUCUAAUGAACUAUCAAACACUAAUCAGUGACCUCACAGGACUGGACAUUGCCAAUGCCUCACUUUUGGAUGAGGCCUCAGCUGCUGCAGAAGCAAUGGCUCUCUGUCACAGACAGUGCAAAUGGACAGAGACUCCGCUGUUCCUGGUGGAUAGUCGCUGUCACCCUCAGUCCAUCGCCGUAGUGAGAACCAGAGCAUCUCAUCUCGGAGUGGAGGUGGUGGAGUCUGACUUUAGGGACUUUGACUUCUCAUCUGGACAGGUGUGUGGAGUGUUGCUGCAGUACCCCAACACUGAUGGUCAGAUCAACGACUACUCUCAAGUCAUCGAGAAGGCACACGGUCAGGAGAAAAAGGCUAUGGUAGCCAUGGCGACUGAUUUACUUGCGUUAACCCUUUUGAAACCCCCUGGUGAUCUCGGAGCUGACAUUGCCUUUGGAAAUGCACAGAGAUUUGGAGUGCCCAUGGGCUAUGGUGGUCCCCACGCUGGGUUCUUUGCUGUCAAGAAAGAGUACACCAAAAACCUUCCCGGGAGAAUAGUGGGAGAGACAUGGGACAGCCAUGACAACCCUAGCUAUCGACUGUGUCUACAGACGAGAGAGCAGCACAUUCGCCGAGACAAGGCUACCAGUAACAUCUGUACUGCCCAAGCACUAUUAGCCAACAUCUCAGCCAUGUAUGCUGUCUACCACGGCCCCGAGGGACUCAGGGAGAUAGCCACUAGAGUGCAUCGGAGUACCCUAGUGCUGGCUGAAGCACUAAGGAGGCAAGGUCACAUUGUCCACCAGGGACCUUUCUUUGACACUGUCAAGGUGACAUGUAACUUUGACGUGGCGGACAGACUCAAAGUUCUCAGGAGAGGUAUGGAGAAAAAAAUCAACCUGAGAAUCUAUGAGGAUGAGUCAUUGGGCGUAGCUCUGGACGAGACGGUUACCCCUAGUGACAUGGCUGACCUGAUGUGGAUGUUUGGUACUUCGCGGGGGGUCCAGGACUCCAUCAUCAACAGCCCCCCAGCAGAGGACACAGAGGGGGUCAUUCCGGGAACACCCUUUGAGAGAACAUCACAGUUCCUACAACACUCUGUCUUCAACUCGUAUCACAGUGAGACUGCCUUGCUGCGUUAUAUGAAGCGAUUGGAGAACCUUGACCUUUCACUCGUUCACUCAAUGAUACCACUGGGCUCUUGCACUCUGAAACUGAAUGCUACUAGCCAGCUGAUCCCUGUCUCUAUGGCAGAGUUCAACUCUCUCCACCCAUUCAUCCCCGAGGAGCAGGCAGUUGGCUAUCAAGAGCUGCUCGAGGAACUAGAGAGAGACCUCUGUGAGAUUACUGGCUAUGACAAGUUCAGUUUCCAGGCUAACAGUGGUGCUCAGGGUGAAUUCUCGGGGUUGUGUGCGAUCAUGGCGUACCACUCUGACCAAGGGGAGCAGCACAGGAACAUCUGUCUCAUCCCAGCCUCGGCUCAUGGUACCAAUGCAGCCUCGGCUCAGAUGGCAGGCCUACAAGUGGUCACUCUGCCUACUAACAAGGACGGGAGUGUCAGUGUCUCCGUGUUCAAAGAGGAGAUUGUGAAGCACCAGAAAAACCUCGCUGCUGUGAUGAUCACGUACCCCUCCACAAGUGGUGUGUUUGAGGAGAGCAUCGUCGAGAUCUGCUCCACUGUACACGACUACGGGGGACAGGUGUAUGUGGAUGGAGCUAACAUGAAUGCCCAGGUGGGACUGUGUCGUCCUGGUGACUAUGGCGGUGACGUCUCUCAUCUCAACCUACACAAGACCUUUUGUAUCCCUCAUGGUGGAGGCGGUCCCGGCAUGGGGCCCAUAGGAGUCAAGGCACACUUAGCCCCGUACCUGCCCACCCACCCAAUCACACGUCUCCCGGGGGCACAACUGGACAAGAGCUUUGGAACAGUGUCAGCUGCAGCUUGGGGUUCAGCCUCUAUCCUACCCAUCUCAUGGGCUUAUAUCAGGCUGAUGGGCCCACGAGGUCUAACAAAGGCUACUGAGAUGGCCAUAUUGAAUGCCAACUACAUGGUGGCGAAAUUGAAGGACCAUUACAAGAUACUAUUCACUGGAUCUCAAGGUUUCAACGCUCACGAGUUCAUCAUCGACACUCGCGAGUACAAGGCCAAGACAGGAGUGGAGGCGGUCGAUAUUGCCAAGCGUCUACAGGACUACGGGUGCCACGCCCCCACCAUCUCAUGGCCUGUCAUCAACACCCUCAUGUGUGAGCCCACUGAGAGUGAGAACAAAGAGAUGCUAGACAACUACUGCGAUGCUCUCAUCUCUAUCAGAGGAGAGAUUAAGGACAUUGAGGAUGGAAAAUAUGAUCAGAAGAACAACCUAUUGAAGAAUGCUCCCCACACGAUGAAGGUAGUGACAGGCAGUACGUGGGACCUACCCUACAGUAGAGAGGAGGCAGCCUUCCCUGUGAAAUGGUUGACCCCAGUCAACAAGCUAUGGCCGGGAAGUGGGCGUGUCAACGAGGUGUACGGGGACAGAAAUGUGGUGGCAACACGGUACGGCAAACCAGACAAAUCCUGAUUGAGUAACAACUGAGAACAAUUGUUCCCGUGUCUGUGGAUUAAUGACUAUUUAUAUCUGUACUUUUUAUGUGGAUAACAUCGAACUCUGUAUGUGUAUUGUAUUCAAUUUAAAAUUAUGAAGAUUUUUCUUGGAA
Molecule: messenger RNA, 3145 nt
Organism: Halichondria panicea
Lineage: Eukaryota; Metazoa; Porifera; Demospongiae; Suberitida; Halichondriidae
Product: glycine dehydrogenase (decarboxylating), mitochondrial-like
Exons: 23
Coding region: 1-3009 (1002 amino acids)
Biological process (GO): glycine decarboxylation via glycine cleavage system
Cellular component (GO): mitochondrion; glycine cleavage complex
Molecular function (GO): pyridoxal phosphate binding; glycine binding; glycine dehydrogenase (decarboxylating) activity
Source: RefSeq, a predicted model, not a curated record